Messenger RNA from Nymphaea colorata (pocket water lily), 1804 nucleotides. RefSeq names its product peptide chain release factor APG3, chloroplastic. The record is from RefSeq and is a predicted model, not a curated record. Bases 152 to 1405 code for a protein of 417 amino acids. Gene Ontology annotation, cellular component: chloroplast. Gene Ontology annotation, biological process: thylakoid membrane organization; translational termination; chloroplast organization. The transcript is spliced from 15 exons. NCBI's taxonomy places the organism in Eukaryota, Viridiplantae, Streptophyta, Magnoliopsida, Nymphaeales, Nymphaeaceae. Gene Ontology annotation, molecular function: translation release factor activity, codon specific.
CCGAUGAGGGGAAUUUGAGGCGGGGAUUUUCUAAACGGGCGCGAGAGUUUUCCGUCCCUAGUCCCCGGCGAGUUCUUUCCUGAGCAAAUUUGCUCCGCUUCGAUUAUCUUUGCAAUUGUGAACUGUUUCCGUUGCUUGAAAUCGUCGGAAAAUGGAGAGUUUCAUAGCCGGUUGCGUCGUCGUUCCACGAAUUCCAGCCGCAGGACGCCACAAAGUUAUGUCUACGACGGCCAAUAAUAGGAGGUUCGGCAUUUUCCGGUGUCCGAUGAUCGCAAGACAGCCUAAAGUUCUAUGCAUGGCGGCACCAUAUUUGAUCACUAAACUGGAUUCUGCUGAGCGAACUUGGAAGGAACUAUCGGUCAAAUUGGCUGAUCCUGAUGUUGUUGCAAAUCCUGUAGAAUACCAGAAGCUUGCUCAGUCGAUGGCAGAGCUAGAUGAGGUUGUGGCAACAUAUAGACAGUUCAAAGAUUGUGAAAAGCAACUGGAAGAGACAAAAGCAUUAGCAAAAGAAGAUGGUGGUGAUCCUGAGAUGACGGAGAUGAUAGCUUCUGAAAUUGAAGCUUUAUCAAAUCAAAUAACAGGGCUUGAGGAGAAACUUAAGGUACUGUUACUUCCUAGUGAUCCGUUGGAUGCACGAAAUAUCUUACUUGAAGUAAGAGCUGGAACUGGUGGUGACGAGGCAGGGAUAUGGGCUGGUGAUCUUGUGCGCAUGUAUCAGAAAUACAGUGAACGUAACUCGUGGAAAUUUACACCAGUUUCUACCUCAGAGGCUGAAAAGGGGGGUUACAAGACAUAUGUGAUGGAAGUUAAGGGAAGCCGUGUCUACAGCAAAUUGAAAUAUGAGUCUGGUGUUCAUCGUGUUCAACGCGUGCCUCAGACUGAAACACAAGGUCGUGUUCAUACUUCAACAGCAACUGUUGCUAUCAUGCCCGAGGCUGAUGAAGUUGAGGUAGUAAUUGAUCCAAAAGAUAUUGAGCUUACAACAGCAAGAUCUGGUGGUGCCGGAGGACAGAAUGUCAACAAAGUGGAGACUGCUGUUGACCUCUUCCAUAAACCAACUGGGAUUCGUAUUUUUUGUACUGAAGAAAGGACUCAACUACAGAACAAGAGCAGAGCUCUUCAGCUGCUGCGAGCCAAACUGUAUGAGAUGAAAGUGAGGGAGCAACAAGAAGCAAUUAGAAAUCAACGGAAAUCACAGGUUGGGACAGGUGCUCGCUCAGAGAAGAUUCGAACAUAUAACUACAAGGAUAAUCGAGUCACUGACCACAGACUGAAGAUGAACUUUGAGCUCACAUCAUUUCUCUCUGGCGACAUAGAGUCUGCUGUUCAGUCUUGUGUGACUAUGGAGCAGAAGGAGAAGCUUGAAGAGCUUGCAGAAUCAGUCAGCAUGCCAACUGCGGCUUAACUAGGCAUCUGAAGAAAUGAGCAAAAGAGGCAAUUCAAUCAAUCAAGAGUUUUCACCAACGUUCCUCACAUUCCACGUAGUUGGCAAGUUUAAGGACAUACAUGCAUUUGAAUGCAUGUGCAUGCUUGAUUGCAGUCAGGAGCUUGCACGGAUUAGGUGGAAAUGGCUUUGGUGUCCAUCUGAUUUUUAGGGACUAAAAGGAAACAAAAGGCUUAUGAAUAUAAACGAAAUCAUCUUUUGGAGAAAAGCGUGGGAUGUAUGAAAUACCAGACUGGUGAAAUGCUGAAAUGGUGCUAUUCUAUUCUUUAACAUAUUCUGCUCUGUAAAAUCUUUAUACUUCCGCGACUGUAAUCAUCAGUUUUGUUAAUAUCUUCAUUUGGAGAUGCUCAGAUUUCAGUA